CCGCACGCCACGCCCCCCUUUUGUUGUAGUGCACAACAACUCAGCACACAACAACUCAGCACGCGCACUCACGCACAUGCAUGCGUACUGACCCUUGUGCAAAACACCAUUUUCCUCUCGUUCUCAACAACCAGUGGACCCUGGUACUUGUUUUAACCUAUCAUCUUCCCGUCUCCCAGCUUACCCUCAAGAUGCUCGACGGUGUUCAGAGGCCGCGCCUGAUUGGCGCUGCAAUUGGCUUUGCUUUCAUGUUCAUCGGCUCCUGCCUGCUGUGGAACCUGUACGCGGACCUGGGACUCCCCAUGGACUCAGAGGCCGCCAUCAACUACUACAUCUUCGUGCUCUGGCUGCUUGGUGCUCUUUGUAUCUUCGCUGUCAUCAAGCUCGAGGCCGCCGCCAAGCACAACGCCAUGAUCAUCGCCGCCUACGCUAUCUUUGCCAGCUUCUUCACUGGCAACGGCAAUCCUGCCGGCAUCCCCACCGCUUUCUCCGUCCUCAACCUCCUCCGCGAUCAGCUUUCCCCCCAGGCCUUCUCUGGCGGUCUGCUGGCCAUUUCUGGCAUGGUUCUCAGCCUUGUCAGCGCCUCUGCCCGCAUGAACAUCACUGACAGCGGCAAGAUUAUCAAGCUUGCUGCCACCGCCGUCUCCCUUGUCACUGGCUUCAUCGGCGUCAUCAUCUUCUGGGCCCACGACGACCUGAAGGACCCCACGAACACCGGCACCUACACGUACACUGGCGCCGUCCUUGUUGGCAUGUUCGCUGCCGUCAUCACCACCCUCGGCUCCCACAAGGGCGUUGCCGGCUUCCUCCUUGCCUACCUCGGCUUCUUCUCCAUCUUCGCCCUCUCCAGCGGUCUGACCAUCUCCGGCUCUGUGACCGGCAGUGCCCGCGACGCCGCCCGCGCAGGCAUGGUUCUCUGCACCGUCAGCGCCCUCACUGCCAUCGUCCCGGGCUUCAUCGUCUACCAGGAGGAGACGUCCGAGUAAACGCUCGUGUGUGUGUGUGUGUGUGUGCGUGUGUGUGU
Molecule: messenger RNA, 1024 nt
Organism: Salpingoeca rosetta
Lineage: Eukaryota; Choanoflagellata; Craspedida; Salpingoecidae
Exons: 3
Coding region: 81-986 (301 amino acids)
Source: RefSeq, a predicted model, not a curated record